This is a messenger RNA of Bubalus bubalis (water buffalo), 1519 nucleotides long. It is a transcript of the gene TPD52L1, whose product is annotated as TPD52 like 1. The transcript is spliced from 9 exons. The record is from RefSeq and is a predicted model, not a curated record. Lineage: Eukaryota; Metazoa; Chordata; Mammalia; Artiodactyla; Bovidae. Gene Ontology annotation, biological process: positive regulation of MAP kinase activity; positive regulation of apoptotic signaling pathway. Bases 392 to 1030 code for a protein of 212 amino acids. Gene Ontology annotation, cellular component: cytoplasm.
GUGGGCUGCACCCCCGCGAGGUCUGGGCCAGGUAGACUGGAAGGGGCGGAGGUAACCCGGAGCGGGCAGCGGAGGCCGCCCCUCGGCCCCCACCCCCUCCACGCCGCGCUCGCUACACGCGUGCGGGGAGAGGACGUGGCCAGCUGCGUUCCGAGAUCCGGCACCGCCGCUGCUUCUCCGCCAGGCGCCGGGCGUCCCCGCCACUCUCAGUCCGAAGUCGGCUACUAUGGAGGCGCAGGCUCGAGAAUGGUGGGGAGGACCUGGAGGGGAGUUUUAACUCCAGGCUAUUUUGAGCCAUGUAACUUUCCUUCAAUAACAAAUUACUACAAAUAUAGUGGCUUAAAACAACAGAAAUGUAUUCUCUCACCGUUCUGGAGGCUUGAAGUCCAAAAUGACCAUCGCUGGACCAGAAUUAGGAUGUUUGUUGGAGACCGAACCACUGCAAGGAAGAGAUGAAGACGCAAUAGCCAGUGCUGACUCCCCUAGCAUGCUCUCCGAGGAAGAAAAAGAAGAGUUAAAGGCAGAACUAGUUCAGCUGGAAGACGAAAUUACAACCUUACGACAAGUUUUAUCAGCAAAAGAAAGGCAUCUUGUGGAGAUAAAACAAAAACUUGGCAUGAACCUGAUGAAUGAAUUAAAACAGAACUUUAGCAGAGGCUGGCAUGACGUGCAGACAACUACUGCCUACAAGAAAACACAUGAAACCCUGAGUCAUGCCGGGCAGAAGGCAACUGCAGCUUUCAGUAACGUUGGGACGGCCAUCAGCAAGAAGUUUGGAGACAUGAGGUCUCAUUCCAUCGGCUACUCCAUUCGCCAUUCCAUAAGUAUGCCUGCAAUGAGGAAUUCUCCUACUUUCAAAUCAUUUGAGGAGAGGGUUGAGACAACUGUCACAAGCCUUAAGACGAAAGUAGGUGGGGCGAACCACGGCGGCGGCAGCUUUGAGGAGGUGCUGAGCUCCACGGCGCACGCCAGCGCGCAGAGCUCGGCCGGCGGCCCACGACUGGCCGAGGGGGAGGAGCUGCAGUGCUAAGGCCCCGCCCUGCCCGCAUGCCUCCGGAAGGAAGACCACAGUCCUGCGGGGAAGACACGGGCCUUGACCUUGUUCUUCAAAUGGCUUCGCCUCAAAGUUUAAUUAAAUGAUUUACAUUUGAAUUCGUGUCUUUGCGGGACCACGCAACCAUUUUAGAGUUCCUAGAUUGUCAUCUUUUAAAAUGUAGACUUCAGCAGGUACACAGUUGGUCAUGACCUUUGUUUUUGUGUAAUUCAACAUGUUUUCCAAACCUGUAGCUGUUAAUUAUUUGCUUUGAUUUUUGCUUGGACUCCUAUAGGAAGUGCAUGUCUUUGAAGUCUAAGUGCCCCCUUUCAGUUCUGUCUGAUGGAUAGCUCUCUUUCUGACUGGCUCCAGCAGGGAAUGAGAUGACACUGCAAAUAUCCUCAAACCGCCUGUGAGCUCCUUCACCUACUUCAAUUAAUUCCUUAUGCUUAUUUGAGCAAUUAAAAUAAUUGAUUUUAAUGAUAA